Messenger RNA from Fusarium verticillioides 7600, 912 nucleotides. RefSeq lists its product as hypothetical. Lineage: Eukaryota; Fungi; Ascomycota; Sordariomycetes; Hypocreales; Nectriaceae. The record is from RefSeq and is a predicted model, not a curated record. The transcript has 2 exons. Bases 1 to 912 code for a protein of 303 amino acids.
AUGUCUACUCAUAUAACUGUUCUUCCAGCCUCAACGAAAGUCGGAAAAGAGACCAUCCGCCUACUUCUGGCCUCUCCAGCCAGUUUUACUAUCCGUGGCAUCUAUCGCGAUACCUCCAAAACUCCAGAUGAAUACACAAGCCACCCAAACUUCAGUUCAGUCAAGGGCGAUGUUGCUUCUGAGGAAAGUCUUGAUUUCAGCAAUUCUGAUGCCGUUCUCUAUGUCCCGCCGCCGACUUAUGAGAACAUCGACCAGAGCGAAUGGGCCAAGCAAACAGCCAACAACGUCAAAGGUGCCUUGAAGAGGUCAGACGUCAAGAGGCUCGUUGUUCUGUCUGGUCUGGGGUCCCAAAAUGACCAUGGUAUCGGCUUUGUCCGCUUGAAUCAUCACACCGACAACAUUCUCAAAGGCUCUGUGCCUGAAGUGACUAUCCUACAGUCAACUCAUUUUCAAGAGGAGUUUGAGUACAUUUUUCAAAUGCCUUUGGGAGAUCCGCCAACAAUCUCAUCAUGGAUCGCACCAAGGGAUCUCAAGAUCCCAAUUGUCAGUCUCAAAGAUGUUGGUGAGGUCUGUGCGCAGAUCUUGCUCACCAAGCUCGAGAGCCUCAGCCCGCAAGUGAUUAAGGUCUUUGGUCCUCGUGCCUACAGCUCAAUCGACCUGAGAGACAUGUUUGAGGAAAUCACUGCCAACAAGGUUGAGCUUGGACUUGCGCAAGGUGAAGAUUUGAAGGCUUUCUUCGGACACAUUCUGCCUGAGUAUUGCAUUGCAGACUUCAUGGAAAUGAUAGAAUCGUCACUACCAGGUGGAUUGAUCGCCAGGGAGUAUGAGGCCGAUGAGAAUACCGUGACUGGAAAGGUUGACAUGUUGGAGGUUUUCCGUGAGCUAGGUAACAAAUAUGGCUGUUCCAAAUAG